Molecule: messenger RNA, 1183 nt
Organism: Hibiscus syriacus
Lineage: Eukaryota; Viridiplantae; Streptophyta; Magnoliopsida; Malvales; Malvaceae
Product: transcription factor TGA7-like
Exons: 7
Coding region: 1-1155 (384 amino acids)
Biological process (GO): regulation of DNA-templated transcription; DNA-templated transcription
Molecular function (GO): sequence-specific DNA binding; DNA-binding transcription factor activity
Source: RefSeq, a predicted model, not a curated record
AUGGAAGUAGCAAGGUCUCGGACAUGUAUCUCCAUCUCUCAAUGGAAAUAUGUUCUAGAUUUAUUGAAGGAUACUGGAAUAUUGGGAUAUAGGCCUGUAGAAACCCCGAUGGAAUUCAAUCUGAAACUUGGAACUGAUGAACUUGGAGAGGAAGUAAAUAGGGGGAGAUAUCAACGACUUGUGGGAAAACUUAUCUAUCUAUUCCACACUCGUACUGACAUUGCUUUCAAUGUGAGUUUUAUCAACCAAUAUAUGCAUAACCCAAGGGAGAAACAUCUAGAGGUUGUCAACAGGGUGUUGAGAUACUUGAAGGGAACCCCAGGUAAGGGCCUACACUUCAAGAAAACAAAUAGUCGAUAUGUAGACAUCUACACAGAUGCUGAUUGGGCAUGUUCGGUGAAUGAUAGACGGUCUACAAAUGGUUACUGCAGCUACGUUUGGGGAACUCUGCAUCAAUUGAACUCACCAGAAGGAUGGCAACAUUUUUGGUUCAACUGCGACUCUAGUCCGAAUACAGGAUCAUCCUCGAUCGUAGAGAUGGAUGUUGGGGUGGAGAACAAGGCCGGAUAUAUAUCUUGUGAUCAAGUUGAACCUUCAAGAAGAUAUCAAGAAACAAACAAGCCCAUUGAUAAGACACAGAGAAGUUUAGCACAAAACCGAGAAGCUGCUCGUAAAAGUCGUAUUCGGAAAAAGGCCUAUGUUCAAGAAUUAGAAUCAAGUCGUUUGAAACUAGCUCAAUUGGAGCAAGAACUUGAAAGAGCUAGGCAGCAGGUGAAGGUUGUCAUGCCGCAUAUCGAGCCCUUGACCGAUCAACAACAGUUGGAAGUUUGUCAACUCAGACACUCUUCUCAGCAAGCUGAAGAUGCUCUUUCACAAGGAAUCGACAAACUCCAGCACAAACUGGUCCAAAAUGUGGCAUCUGAUUCAAGCUGGGGAAACUACAGAGCUCAGAUGGCUGUUGCAACAGAUGUAUUAGAAGCAGUUGAGGGCUUUGUAAACCAGGCGGACCACCUUCGGGAACUACAGAUGGUUCGAGUGAUGACAACCCAUCAAUCAGCUCCAGCAUUGCUUGCCUUAGGGGAAUAUUUUCAUCGUCUACGUGCUCUCAGUUCACUCUGGGCAGCCCGUCAUAUAUAUAUAUAUAUAUAUAUAUAGGCAGUAGGAUCACCACUAAUUUGUUCCU